AUGGGUACAGAAUGCCCUAUUGCCCACCCGGGCCUGUCCCGCCGUGCUCAAACUGGCGGCUACCUGCCAAUUGAGGACUAUGGCAUGAUUGGGAACAUGCGCACCUGCGCAUUGGUUGGUGUUGACGGGAGCGUCGAUUUUAUGUGCUGGCCGGAGUUUGACUCGCCCUCCAUCUUUUGUCGCCUGCUGGACAAGGACAAGGGAGGGUAUUUCAGUAUCAGUCCCCCAGAUUCGCUCAGCUGUACCACCAAGCAGCAGUAUCUACCCUCCUCAUGCAUUCUCCAGACCCGCUACAUCCAUGAAGACGGCGUUGUUGAUUUGGUUGACUUCUUUCCUCGUCCAAAAGAUGCCCAUGUUAUGACCAAGGCCAACACUCAGAGCUCGUACAGAGAAGCAACCAAGGUUCAAGAGGAGCUCAAAAGGUGGUUGGUGAGACGGGUCGAAUGCAUCCGCGGAUCCCUUACUCUUGACAUUGAAAUCUUUCCUGCUUUUGGCUACGGCAGAGACCCUCACGAAACCACUCUUCUUCUUGAAACUCACACAGCAGAUACUCACCAGAGCAAGGCUGCCACGUUUCACAGCAAGGAUGAAAAACUUCAGCUUGAUGUUGCGGUUGACCGGGGAGAUGAUGAUAUCGGCAGCCCGACCAUCACUUUCCAGAAGGUGAAGCGACCCGGGCUUCUUGGAGAAGGCUUAGUCGCUCGUAUCCAGAUUGAGGAGGGCCAAGCUAUUUCAUUCGUCUUGCGUAAUGAUGUUCAGAGUCAUGUCACCGAACGUAUCACUACCCUAGUGCUUGAUCAGCAGCAGCAUGACACCCAGAGCUUCUGGUACAACUUCAUCAGCCAGUCCAAGUAUCGCGGCCGAUGGAUGGAGGUAGUGUCACGAAGUCUGAUGCUCCUCAAAAUGAUGACAUUCGAACCUACCGGGGCCAUUGUUGCCUCGCCGACGUUCUCUAUCCCUGAAGAAGUUGGAGGGGUACGAAAUUGGGACUAUCGAUAUUGUUGGGUGAGAGAUGCGAGUUUUUCCAUCUACAUCCUCCUGCGACUCGGGUUCAAAGAAGAAGCGGACGCGUAUAUGAACUUCAUAAUGGAGCGCUUCGUGCACUCCCGGCUUCCAGAUGGAGGCCUUCCCAUUAUGUUCACCAUCCACGGAGGCACAGAUAUCCCCGAGAUCACCCUAGACCACUUCGAAGGUUAUCGGGGAAGCAAGCCGGUUCGCAUUGGCAACGGGGCUGCUUUUCAUCAGCAGUUCGAUAUUUAUGGCGAGCUGAUGGACGCCAUCUACCUGUAUAACAAGUACGGGAAACCUGUUCACUGGGAGAUUUGGAAGGCUGUACGCGAAAUCCUUGAUUAUGUCCUUACGAUUAUGCACGAACCCGACAUGUCUAUUUGGGAAGUUCGAAGCAACAAGCAGCGAUACACUUAUUCGCAGGUUAUGCUCUGGGUUGCCUUUGAUCGAGGCCUGCGUCUCGCCGAGAAGAGAUGUUUCCCAUGUCCUAACCGCGAGAAUUGGAUGCGCGCUCGAGACAGUCUGUACGAAGAGAUCAUGGAAAAGGGAUACGACACCAAGACACAGACAUUUGUCCAGAGCUACGGAAGCACAGCACUUGAUUCAUCCAUUCUUAUCGCUCCGUUGGUAUUCUUCAUUUCGCCAUGUGAUCCUCGAUUCAUGAACACUCUUGAUAAGAUUCUACUACCACCCGAGAAGGGUGGUCUAACAGAAACAGGUCUGGUGCACCGAUAUGAUACUGAGCUCUCGGAGGAUGGAGUUGGAGGGAAAGAGGGGGCCUUCAGCAUGUGCACAUUCUGGCUUGUCGAAGCCAUGAUACGUGCCAGUAUCUACGAGCCCAAAUACCGGAUCCGAGCUAUCAAUCUCUUCGAAAAUAUGCUAGGCUUCUCGAACCACUUGUGCAUGUUCUCCGAAGAGAUCGCCCGCACUGGAGAGCAGCUCGGAAACACGCCUCAAGCCUUCAGCCACCUCGCUCUCAUCAGCGCUGCGUUCAAUAUCGAUCGUGCUACAGGAGGUUCUAGGAGUUAG
Molecule: messenger RNA, 2037 nt
Organism: Clonostachys solani
Lineage: Eukaryota; Fungi; Ascomycota; Sordariomycetes; Hypocreales; Bionectriaceae
Source: the annotation of a GenBank genome assembly